Maniola jurtina (meadow brown) is the source of this 4771-nucleotide messenger RNA. RefSeq names its product centrosomal protein of 164 kDa (gene Cep164). The transcript is spliced from 22 exons. Bases 129 to 4310 code for a protein of 1393 amino acids. The record is from RefSeq and is a predicted model, not a curated record. Gene Ontology annotation, molecular function: protein binding. Lineage: Eukaryota; Metazoa; Arthropoda; Insecta; Lepidoptera; Nymphalidae.
UCUUUUCAUGGGGGUACGUUUGCGAUUUUCGUCGAUUAUUCAAUACAUAAUGGAUUUAAAUUCAUUAAAUAAUUACAGCUGCGUUAGUAGCGGCAUUUAUGUGAAAUGAAAAAGCAUGAGAUCAAAAUAUGAGUUCACCGUCGGCGGUGGUGUGCCGCGAGAUUUUCGACGAAAACAGCCAGCCUUCGGCGGAGGAAAUAUCUGAUUAUGCAUGCCAACUGGGCAUUGACCCUGAGAGCGAGAGCCAUCUCCUGCCGCUGGCUCGCGAUGGCCUCAUGCAAGCACUACCUGCGCCAUGGAAAGCAUAUUUCGACGAAAAACUGCAAACCCACUACUACUAUAACGAGGACACGAAAAAGACCCAGUGGGAGCACCCGCUCGACCACGUGUACAGAGAACUGGUGAAGAAGGCCCGCGAUGCGUCCAUGCAAGAUGAUACUUGCGCUUCUGUGCAGGAACUUCUCACGUCUGAAGAAAACACCAAAAACCUUGAACGUAUCGAAACCAAAGUGGAAAGCGAAGACGAAGACCUCAGCACAGACAGCGAACAACACCCCUCAGACAUAAAGGACAAUACAAACUCAACCUUAUUACCAGGGAAUAGACGCCUAGCUCCUUUGGGCAGACCACCUCUAGCACCACUCUCGAGACUGGACAAGAAAUUAAGUGAUCUACGAAUAUCGCCUUUAAGACGUAGUACAGAAAGCCCAAUAUCCCCCAAACCGGUGCUAGUAAGAAACAUAUCUGAUAGGGAUAUAUUGAGUCGACCGACGUUCGAAAGGCCUAAGAUGUUGUUCAAACAACAGUCCGAAAUAAUUGAUUUGAAAAUGCAUGUGCUAACUAGUCCUGAAGAAGAAAAUUUUAGUCCUUUACUUGCUUCGGCGAAAAUAGAAAAGGGUUUGCCUUUGACUGGUAAAGGCAGUAUGUUCCUCAAAAUAUCUCGCUCAAACCUGCCCAGUCCAGACACAGAGAAAUCGUUACACUUAGACUCAGUCACGAAAAGCGAUCCACCAAAGGGCAUACUUAGAGAGAAAACAUCUGAUUCACUGCAGAGGAAAUCUGAAAGCGUAGUGUUUGGAAAGCCUAAACAAAUACCUAGCUUUGAAGAAGAUAAGAAGAGUGUCAGAUUCAAACUGGAAAACCUUCCCGAACCAACAGUUAGUCCUGGCUCAAACAGUUCCUCAGAACAAAACGACGGCCAAAGCUCAAUAAUCAGCGCUGUCCCAACCAUGCCCUCGCCUAUCAUACCCUCAUCACCCAUCAUGCCGUCCCCUAUCACACCUAUCACGUCUAAUAUCACACUUACACCCAUCACACACCCCGUGCCUUUGAAUACGCUGUCACCAUUGGCACCAUUGGUUGCGAGACCGCCUUUGCCUCCCCGUCUUGACAGUCCGAGGGAAGUCAAAAGCAUAUCAGGUUCUGAAAGGGAUUCCUUAGACAGUGAAAGUCUAAACCGUGGCACAUCCCCGCGACGUCGCCUCAUAAAGCCACCACCGGCUGAAUACAUAAAGCCGGAGUUAUUCCAAAAGAAUUUCCAGAAGAUAGCCGAUUUGGUGCGACGCGCGGACAUCGAUCCACCUUCUCUUACUUUAGAAGAACCUACUUCGGAGAAGGGGAGCAGACCAAGGUCACCAUUAAUACCACUCAAAAGCAAAAUAUCAAUAAACCUCAUGGAAAGUAUCGAGUCUGAAACAUCUAUAGACUCCCCGGACCGAGAAUUCGCUAAUCUAGACCUCAACGACUUGGACGAUUCUAACAAACAAGAUAUAAUAGAACUGAAAGAAAGCGAAAGAGAAAAAAGCCCAAGACUGGAAGAUAACUCUGAAAAAUCACAUUCCAAAGCUACUGAUUCCAUACAAAGAUCUCGUGACAUUCCAAUACCUCAAAUAAGAGUUCCUAAGUUAGAUUUCACGCAAAACAAAGCCAAAUUUACACAUUCCGACUCAGAAGAUUCCAGAAAAUCUAAAGACGAUGAGCCUAAAAACGCUAGAUCGAACAGUAUAGAUAUACCUAAAGACAUAAAAACACAACUUAAAUUAUCCCCUACUCCUAGUUUAGGUUCCGAUAGGUCCCCUAGAUUAGAAUUUACUAAAAACUGGUCUAGUCCUCUAUCUACUUUUAAACCUUUAGUUAAACCCGGUAUUAAUCCUUUAAAAUCGUCGGAUUCUGCGACGAGUCUAGGAAAAGGUUUGGCAAGUCCAAGAUUAGAUGGAGUUAUUCUAUCUCAAGGGAAAUCUAGUUCUGAUAACGUAGUAGUAGUUUACCAGUUUGAGACUCAAGAUGAAUCUCCGAAACCUAUAAAAUCUCCUUUAAUCCCUGAUAUGGGAGUAAGAGAAAUGAUCGAGAGAAAUAAGCAAGACGAAAGAAGAAGAUUAGAGCUGUCGAUGCAAAAGGAGUUGGAAGUAAUUCGGAUGGAGUUCACGGCUAAAGAGAAGAGAAUGAGAGCAGAGUUGCAAGAAGAGUUAAAAGAGGCUGAGGAGAAAUUUUUAAAUGAUAAGAGAGUGAGAUUAUCUGAGCAGGCUUUGAGGCAUCAACGGGAGAUGGAGGAAGCUCUCACAGAAGCAGAGAAAUCACAUAGGCAGGAAUUACAAAAUAAAUUAAAAGAGUUGGAAAGAAAAUAUCAUUGCGACGCCGAAAUGGCAGCGAAGCAACAUGAAAUCAAUUUAGCGAAGUUGAGAGAUGAUUAUAGCAAAAAGUUUAGUGAGUUACGGGAACAAUUAGAAAUAGAAAAUGAACGCGCUCUAACGGAUGUGCACAGUCAGUUACAAAUGAAUCUCAACAGAGAGAGAUCGCGUAUGAUAGAAGAGAACAGAGCUACUUUGGAAACGUUGCGGGAGGAACACACUAAUAGAGUUACUGACUUGAGACACGAUUAUAGGGCUGAGGUGGAACGUCUAAGGACGCAACACGGGUGUCAUUUGGAAGAGCUAAGGGCUCGCUUGGCGGGCGAGAGGGCGGCCGCUGCUAGAAUACAUGAUGACAGGGCUGUUCAUGAGAAAUACAAGUGUUUGAAGGAAAAAUACGCGAGGUUGAAGCAUGAUGUUAAGAUGUCAAUCGAAAGGCGUAACAAAAGACGCGAGAUGAGUAUGACAACCGGUUCGGAGACUGAAAAAUCGAAUUCGCACAAAGCCAACCAGUCUUUGGAAAGAUGUAAAGAACUGAAUGAAACCACAUCAGUCAGUGUUGUGGUGGAAGCGGAGCCAACUAGAGUUAGGAACAACAAUCCAACGAUCAAGUUUAACGAUAACGAGACAUCUUAUUCGGAGAGCAAUGCGCCUAAAUCUGUCGACAAUAAUAACGAAGACUGGAAGCUUAGGAGGGACAAUACGUUACAAUCAGACACAUCACAAAUAUCGGCGGUCAAGCACCCUCGAUCAAAAAGAACCAGCGUCGCCUUCCGAGAACCGCCCAGGCGAAGACGAGAGAGAGAUAGAGAUGCAGGUGCUACAACCGAUUGCCAAGAUUCUUCAGACGCUACCACUGCGGAUGAAAAGCCAAAAGAGGCAAUAAAUGGUCACGGCCGACGUAGGUGUUUUACAAGAUUAAAAUCUGCGUCAACGUCGCGCCUUAACUAUUCGCCUAAGCGGGGCGAAGGUUGGUCCAGUCCAUUAGAAUCCCUAAGACAGCAAUUACGCAAGUUAGAUGACUUAGAAGACCAGUUCCCGGACUUGGCAUGUCAACCGGCUUAUAGUUUACGAUAUCCAUUUUCCGAAUUAGGUGCGGUCGCAACCGCCGACACACCGGAAUUAGAGUUUGUCCGUCACCGCGCGCUAAUAGAACGGGAGGGUAUGCGCCGCGCGCGAGCCGUGUUAAAGCGCCGCAGGGCUGCGCUGAGGGAGUCUAGGGCUUCGCUGUCCCCGCAUAGAGCACCGUCGGAGGAACGCGAGGCGACCGAGCUAGAGGUCGCGUUACACCGAGCGCGCGCGCUGCUCGGCGAGAAGGAGAUAAGGCUGCGGCACAUCGAGCGCGCGCUGCGCAGGCUCGCCGACGCGCAGCCACCACCUUUGAUACAGGAGGUAACGACGAGCGAAGCGUCGUCGGGUAGCGAAGCGGGGAAUGAAGUGGAGGCCGGCGGCGCGGUGCUUCGCUCGCUUCGCGCCUUGCACGCAGACGUGCGGGACAUUUGGCGAGCCCUGGACGCUAGGAGACUUAACACGGUUUCACCAGAAACUAGUUCCUGUAAUAUGCCCACGACUUCCCAGACCAGGAUGACACUAUCCGCUCCCGAGCCCGUGAUGCAGGACAACUCGGACGGUGUGGCAGAGAGGGCUAAAGGGCUGCGCGCCUGGCUACAAACUGCGCCAUAAUCAUUAUGAUACGAAUAUCAUUCACUAUAUAAUAAUAUAUCUAAAUAUACGGGUAUAAAAGGAAAAGGUGACUGACUGAUCUAUAAACGUACAGCUCAUACUAGUGAACGUAUAGGAAGCAUGCAGAUAGCUAUUAUGACGUAGACAUCCCCUAAGGUAGGAUUUUUGAAAAAUCAUCCUCUAAGGAGGUUAAAUAGGGGUUUGAAAUUGGUGUAGUCUACGCGGACAAAGUCACGUGUUCUAGGCUAGUUAUAAAUACAAUGGAUUCAGAAAUAUGUUACGUGUGAUACAUAGGUUCCAGCUGGAUUGACUGUCGAUUAAUUCAAUGGUCGAUAAGCUCUCCGACCAGCCCCCCGAUUGUGUAAGUAAAAUUCAGGACUUCGUCUGUGGUGGCGUUUGCUUGUGUUCUGCUGGUGUUUAUUGGUGGUGGAACUGACUGGGAAGCGCUCUAAAGAGGCGCC